CUUCUAUUAAAGAGUUGACUUUUAUGUUGAUCAAAAGGCCUCAAAGCAAUCCCCAAAAGACCACAUUUUAAAGUUAUAAUUACAAAUCACAACACACAAUCAAACCCGCAUCAUAAAAUCAAAAUCAGAUUCUCAACAUCUCAUCAGAGAAUCCUAAAAAUGGUGAGACAGAGAAGAAAGACAGAGAAAGAAGAGGAGAAGCGAGAACAAAAAGUUGGAGAACAUGAAGGUCAGGAGGUGCAGCCGAGGCAAAGAAGCGUGAGCAAAAGAAACAUGCAAUCUCUGGUGAUCGGACUCGUUGGAGGCGCGUUGACUCUGGGUGCUUAUUUUCAGACGUUUGUUUCUCCUGGGAAAUCUAUCGGCGCCGGUCUGUUCGUCCUCUUCUUUGGCUUGCUUGUCAGCGAAGGUUUCAUCUCUCUUUAAGAAAAAGAAGACUGUAUAAGCAAAUUAAACCUAAGCUUUUAUUUUAUUAAGUUUACUUGAAUAGACAUCAAUAUGAGUAUCUUGUUUCAUUUUUAUUUCAUUUCAAAAAUAGUUGGGACUAUCAGCUUAUUGUGAUCCAACCCCUAAUGUUUUUACGGAUUGUUAUAACUUGUAUACAGAGUACAGCAAAAAUACGUAUUGUACUAAGGAUAAGUUUUGAUCUAUAGAUCUUCUUAUAUACUAA
Molecule: messenger RNA, 667 nt
Organism: Raphanus sativus (radish)
Lineage: Eukaryota; Viridiplantae; Streptophyta; Magnoliopsida; Brassicales; Brassicaceae
Exons: 1
Coding region: 160-423 (87 amino acids)
Source: RefSeq, a predicted model, not a curated record